AUUUGCUCCCAUAUAUAUUCCAACCAUUUCUGCAUUGUCCAGUCAUCCCAAAUUUGUGGGCCUCAAACUGUUCCUUGUAUUUCAGGCGCUGUUCCUGAAGACAUCAUCGAAGACAUAAAAGUUCGCACCUGCUUUGUAAGCGACCUCCAGCGGGGGCUGAAAAUCCAGGCGGCCAAGUUCAACAUGGACGGCAACGCUGAGCGUCCAACUCCGCCGCCGGAUGUCGACUACCCGCUGGACGGAGAGAAGAUCUUGCACGUGAACGGAGCCAUCAGAGAUUCUGUGGUCGAAAUACUCUUCGAACAGGACAACGAAGAGCAGUCGGUGGCCACUUUGAUAUUGGACGCGCUCCUACAGUGCCCGAUAGACACCAGGAAGCAGCUAGCGGAGAACCUGGUGGUGAUCGGGGGCACGGCCAUGCUGCCAGGGUUCCUGCACCGGUUGAUGGCGGAGAUCAGGCACCUGGUGGAGAAGCCCAAGUACAAGGAGACGCUGGCCACCAAAGCCUUCCGCGUGCACAGCCCGCCCGCCAAGCCCAACUGCGUGGCCUGGUUGGGAGGAGCAAUCUUCGGAGCCCUCCAGGAUAUCCUCGGGAGCCGUUCAGUGUCGAAGGAGUACUACAGCCAGAUGGGCCGCGUCCCCGACUGGUGUUGCCUCAACAACCCUCCCUUGGAAAUGAUCUUCGACGUCGGCAAGACCCCGCCUCCGUUGAUGAAGAGAGCCUUUUCCACUGAGAAAUAGGGGAUCCGGUUGAUACGGGACCCCCGCUCACUCGAUGUUUCCCCAUCCAGUUUUCUUUCCCGCUUCCCGGUGGCUGCGACGGAGCGGCAAGCGGAGAGUCCACCAAACUGCCGCCAUACCUGGAGGUCGCCCCUUCUGUCCGGCAGAACCAGCCCCAUUUAUUUAUAGAUACAGGUUGCAAGAUCUGUAAAGGUUGCCUGCCCCCUUCCCCACCCCCUCUUGUGCCCUUGACCCUUAUGUAUUAUUUAAAGUCCUUCAGAUACGGGGUAAGGGAGAACUCUUUUGGAACCUGAAACUGCACGCAUCACUUCCUCUGCCGGAUUCAACGCUGUGUUUAUUUUGCAUUAGUAGUAGCUGGAAUAUUAAAAGAAAUCAGCAGGGUUAUCCCGCUCUAACACUGCCUCUUA
Messenger RNA from Sphaerodactylus townsendi, 1148 nucleotides. RefSeq names its product actin related protein 10 (gene ACTR10). NCBI's taxonomy places the organism in Eukaryota, Metazoa, Chordata, Lepidosauria, Squamata, Sphaerodactylidae. Gene Ontology annotation, biological process: retrograde axonal transport of mitochondrion. The record is from RefSeq and is a predicted model, not a curated record. The annotation marks the transcript as partial. The transcript is spliced from 6 exons.